UAUUUUAACAUCUUUGAUCGAGUGUUGGGAUAUUGUGUUUGCUAGUUUGGGAAUUGCGGUUACAUUGAACAUUGAAACACGUAAAAUGAGCAGCGAAAAGAAAGCUGUACUUUUUAUUUGUCUUGGGAAUAUUUGCAGAUCACCAAUCGCAGAAGCUGUGUUUCUUAAUCUUUUAAAGCAAAGAGGCCUUACGGAUAAAUGGAUUGUUGACAGUGCUGCUAUUGGGCCCUGGCAUGUGGGUAAGGGUCCGGACAAAAGGGCUCGGAGUACUUUGGAGGCCAAUGGUAUUGAUUAUAAACAUACCGUUAGGCAGAUUCGAAAGGAUGACUUCAGUCAGUUUGAUUAUAUAUUUGGAAUGGAUGACGAGAACAUGGAGAACCUAAAACAUCAGGCACCAGCAGGCAGUAAAGCUCAGUUACACCUCGUAGGUGCUUUUGACCCAAAGGGAGAAAGAAUAAUUCGAGAUCCGUAUUAUGACAGUGACGAUAAAGGCUUCCAUAAAUGUUAUGAGCAAUGUGUUCGCUCAUUGACAGCGUUUCUGGACCAGCAAUCAAAGUGAAGAUGAACACACCAUUGUGCAGCAUUAAACAGUCGAUCGACAGUUGUGAAGUGUUUCGCUACGUUUCAUAAACAGUAAAGUUAUUUUGUUCUAUAUGCGGUAGUAUUCAAAAGUGUUCAUGGUGACCGCCGAGAUACUUGAGGUGACAUUUGUUUUGUUGUACACAUUGUAUUGGAGCCGUUAGACAAAGGAACUGGUAUGUGUACUAUAGGGCUUUAAGACUGCUUCAAAUGCAUUUAAUUUGAGAAGUUAUCAGUGUAAAGCUCAAAACCCAUUAUGUAUCUUUAAACACGUCCCAAGCUGUGAUAAAUAUUUCAAUAUUGGUAGAUGAAUAAAUGAACUAAAACUUA
Schistocerca serialis cubense is the source of this 909-nucleotide messenger RNA. RefSeq names its product low molecular weight phosphotyrosine protein phosphatase 1-like. Gene Ontology annotation, biological process: protein dephosphorylation. Gene Ontology annotation, molecular function: acid phosphatase activity; non-membrane spanning protein tyrosine phosphatase activity. The transcript has a single exon. The coding region runs from base 86 to 559 and encodes 157 amino acids. Gene Ontology annotation, cellular component: cytoplasm. NCBI's taxonomy places the organism in Eukaryota, Metazoa, Arthropoda, Insecta, Orthoptera, Acrididae. The record is from RefSeq and is a predicted model, not a curated record.